AUGAAGUCGAGUUCUGGAGUUUUCGAAAGUGCGAUCGAGCUAAAGUUGUCUAUAAACGAUGAGGUUUUCGAUGACUACUCGUCUGCAUAUUCUGAGCUUCAGUCGGAUGUUCUUCGGGAGAGUUUGGAUUUGGAUUUCUCCGAUUAUAGUCCGUCAAUGUGGCGUUUACUGUUGAGUGAGCUUCAUGUUGAGCGUGCUAGUGCUAUAGAAAUUCCCAAUGGGAUUGGUGGUAGUAGUAGUAAUGCAGAGGCGUUUGCGAAUGCUAUGGUUAGGUUCCGUGGAGGCUGUAGAUUUGAGAAUGGUAGGCCUAAUGAGGGUCCUAUGCAUAUCAUAAGUUCUUUGGAGAAUGAGAUUGUGUAUCCAAAGAAGUAUAAUCUUAAUCCUGAGGUGAAGACUUUGUUGAAAAGGAAUGUGGGAGUCUGUUCUGCUAGACUUAGAGAGAAUACGAAACAUUUAGAGAAUCAGUCGCAGGCUUCAUUAGGCUCUUUGAAGAUUGGAGAUUCUUUGGGAUUAACUGAAACAGGGGGUGACCAAUCCCCAAACGUUGUGAAUAAUGAUGACACAGUACUUAAUCACAGAGUUUCAUUUGAGGUUACUGCAGAAGAUUUUCUAAGGUGCAUGGAAAAGAAGCCAGGAUUGUUGUCCAAGGCUGGAUUUGCGCCUCUUGAGAAAGGGAAAUCUACUGCCAAAGGACAAGGAUGCACUCCUGAAAUGAAAAUUGGUCACGAUUGUUUUGCAGUCGAGUCCUCGGGAGAAAGCUUUGAAAGGGCUUCUGCAAAUGGAGAGGAGCGUAAGCAAUGGGCACACGAAAAGGCAAAACAAGCUGCGAUGAAGUUGUUCAAUGACAUUUCAGAACUUGAGAUGCUGAGGAAGGAAAGGGAUGAGAAGCAGCUGCUAAAGAAGGGGAUGCUAGCCAUUGAAGAUAACUCCAUGAAGAAGCUUGCGGAAAUGGAGAAUGAACUCCGUAAAGCUAGUGGUCAUUCUUCCUCUUCUGAGGCUCCAAACAUGUACAGGUUGUGCGUAGUGUUUCUAACGUUUUGCUGCAUUGGCUAUGCAAUGCCUUUUAUUCUGUGUGCAACAAUCUGUUGCUGCCUCCCUUGCAUAAUUUCUAUCCUAGGCUUCAGAGAAGAUCUGUCACAAAACAAAGGAGCCACACCAGAAUCAAUCAAUUCUCUGCCUACCUAUAAAUUCAAGGUAAAGAAAAACAAAAGCAAAGAUAGUGGAGGACUUCUGCGCUCAUGGAGCUGA
Molecule: messenger RNA, 1248 nt
Organism: Ipomoea nil (Japanese morning glory)
Lineage: Eukaryota; Viridiplantae; Streptophyta; Magnoliopsida; Solanales; Convolvulaceae
Product: MND1-interacting protein 1-like
Exons: 1
Coding region: 1-1248 (415 amino acids)
Source: RefSeq, a predicted model, not a curated record